Molecule: messenger RNA, 726 nt
Organism: Humulus lupulus (European hop)
Lineage: Eukaryota; Viridiplantae; Streptophyta; Magnoliopsida; Rosales; Cannabaceae
Exons: 2
Coding region: 1-726 (241 amino acids)
Source: RefSeq, a predicted model, not a curated record
AUGGAUUCGGACUUGGAAAACCUCCUCAACAAGUUGGUUGCAUCGAGAGUAAACAAACAAAAUCAGGCAUCUCAAAAGGGAGGCCACUCUUCCAAGCUCACCAAGAAGCCCAACCGGUCCCAACUGACCUCGAAGCCGUCCGACCUGGGCCAAGUCACUGACCCUACUGCCUUCUUAUCCUUAAUUCAGCAUAAUUUUAUCCUAAAAUGCAAGGUCACAACAAGCAAGGUGCAUGCCCAAGAGGCCAGAAAUGCACAGCUCAAGGCCGAGGACGAUCUUAAAAAGGCUCGGUUGGAGCUGGAAGUGGCUCAAAGGGAGAUGGAAGCUAGAGAUGAGGAGAUUAAGAAGGUCCAGGAGCUGGACAUCAAGUUGGAGGCAACCUGGAAAGAGGUGGAGACCAGAGAUUCAGAGAUCAAAAGAGUCCAAGAGCUUAACGCCAAGUUGGAAGAGGACAAGAAGAUGAAUUUCAAGUUCAUCAAGAGUGAGAAGGCUCGUCUUCUUGAGAAGCUUAAGACCAAAAUAGAUUGCACCGUAGACAUGGCGAUGUAUCGAAUUUGGGCCAACAAUCCUGACCUCGAUACCAGCUUUCUAUCUGACAGGGAGACUGAGUUUAUCACUAGGUGGAAGGCUCGACUGGAGGAGGAAGAGUCCAAGCUCGAUGCUGAAGAGGCGGCGGAGGCCACCGAGCAAGCCGGGACCGCAGUUGAUGGAGUUAUUGAUCCUUGA